UAGUAGACCUGUCCGAUGGGAGGCUGAGAAACUACCAAUAGGCUCGUGGGCACUUGUCCAAGCCCCCUUCGCAGCCCAGGUUUAGGCUGAGGGGAAUCACUCCACGCCCCUCUCCUCCCAAGUCAGAUGGGUACGGAGGAUGGUCCAAGACUCCAGUUCAGAUCUCAGCGGAGAGCUUCAGCAGACACCCGCAGGUUGCAGCUUCGAAGCUUCUUCAGCUUCGGGCUCAGUAUCCGCAGCAGCUGCGCUCCAGACUCGCAGUACUACAGGCUUCCUGCGCCCAUGAACACCAACCAGACUGUCCCCCUGGGCCAAAUCAACCGCGCUUUUUCUCCGCCCAACUAUGAGCUACUCUCUGAGGAGCGAGAUCCGCGGAUGCCGGGGCAGGAUCCAGCCUCCACUAUCAUUAACGUCCACUCCUAUGAGCCUCACCCGAAGGAUUUCUUGGUCUGGUCCGUGUUCAACACGUUGUACAUGAACUUUUGCUGCCUGGGUUUUUUCGCGCUGGUCUUUUCAGUAAAGGCCCGGGACCGGAAGGUGGUGGGUGACCUAGAUGGGGCCCGGAGCUAUGGGUCCACAGCCAAGUGUCUCAACAUCUUCGCUCUGAUCUUCUCCCUUCUGGUGAUCAUUCUGCUCAUCGUCCUGCUGGCCAUGGGCAUCCUCGCGGUGACAGUUUGAAUGCCAUCCUUUGAAAACUACUCAUUUAUAUCCCUUGAGCGUUUAUUUAUUGAGGAAUGCCUCUUAGUUUUUACAAAGUUGAGUCAUUUCCUCUUUUAUAUCGCAAAUGAGAUCUUUAUCAGAGACUCUUGCUGCAAAGAUUUAUACCACAGCUAUCCAUUUCCGUCCUAAUUUUUUUAUUAAAAGAAUUUUUUUUUGUAUGUGAGGCAAUUGGGAUUAAGUGACUUGCACAGUCCCACAGCUAG
Messenger RNA from Phascolarctos cinereus (koala), 923 nucleotides. Its product is annotated as interferon-induced transmembrane protein 2-like. Gene Ontology annotation, biological process: response to interferon-alpha; type I interferon-mediated signaling pathway; negative regulation of viral genome replication. NCBI's taxonomy places the organism in Eukaryota, Metazoa, Chordata, Mammalia, Diprotodontia, Phascolarctidae. The record is from RefSeq and is a predicted model, not a curated record. Gene Ontology annotation, cellular component: plasma membrane.